UAAUCUGGCUAGAGCCUGAGGUGAAAUUUUUGAAUCUGAAUUUAUAUUUAUAAAUUUAUAACCCUACUCCAUGAGAAGGUUGGCCGGUGGAGCCUGGAUUGAGCUCAACCGAAGCCGCGCACCCUAGGAAAUGGGAUACCUGGCUUGCGUACCACGGUCGCCUUUGUCGCGGAUCCUUAAACCCAGCCAAGGGCUAAAGAGAGGUUUAAGGAGAGCAAGAGAGGGGAUCCCUUCAAUGGCGAGAGUAUGGGGAGGGUUGUGAUCGCUCCUCGGCUGUUCCUCCUCCCGUCCAUGUUCUUCCGAAGGGUCUUCACCUCCCUUUCUAGGUCCCAGUUCCCUACUCCUCUCCGGAGCUCGAUUUCAGUCGCCAUUCCCAGGUUCUCCGGUCGGAAUCGUUCGGAAAUCCAAAGAAAGCGCUUCGGAUCCCGUCUCAUGGCUUCCGCCGCCAGAACCGGAGACGGCAGGCGGUCCCCUUUCGUUCCCUUGCCCUCUUCGGACGCAGAUAAGGCUGAAUUGUACAAGGGCCUUGAAGCAGCAUUAGGUUCAUCUUUCAGUUCAGAGCCUUUGUCACCACCUUCUAAUCCCCUAAUAAUUGUCAUCAGUGGACCAAGUGGUGUUGGCAAGGAUGCAGUUAUCAAGAGGCUGCUAGAAGUUCGGCAACAAAUUCACUUUGUUGUCACAGCCACCAGUCGAGCAAAACGACCAGGUGAAGUUGAUGGGAAGGACUACUAUUUUGUUACAAAAGAGGAAUUUCUUUCAAUGGUUGAAAGGAACGAGCUUUUAGAAUAUGCCCUUGUAUAUGGAGAUUACAAGGGGAUACCAAAACAGCAGAUCCGUGACUACAUGGCCAAGGGUUAUGACAUUGUCUUGAGAGUGGAUAUACAAGGUGCAGCUACCCUGAAGUCCAUGCUUGGUGAUUCUGCAGUGUUCAUUUUUCUGGUUGCAGAGAGUGAAGCAGCACUGGUAAAGCGGCUUAUCGACCGGAGGACAGAAACAGCUGAAAUGCUUCUUGUAAGGGUUGCCACAGCUCGAGAAGAGGUGAAACACCUGAAAAAAUUUGAUUAUGUAGUUGUGAAUGCUGAGGGGAAGCUGGAUGGUGCAGCGAAGCUUGUAGAGUCCAUCAUUGAUGCUGAGAAGGCUAGAGUCCGGCAGCGCAAUGUGCAGAUUUAGUUAAACAGGUCACUCAACGCUACUUUGCUUUCUCGGAAGGACCUUAUUUUCUGUGAUUCUUUUUAGUGCGAGAUUGCCGCAUGAGAAAUGUCUGUUUGCAAGGAAAAUUUUUAGUGAGAGCUGUUAGUGGCUUUGACAAUGGUUGAAACUGAAAGGCAUUUGGAGGCAUAUACUUAAUGACAGGAAAUGUCUUUUUCUGUAUUAGCUUAUCCCUAAGUGGGCAUUUUUCCAUGUAAAUUAUGAAUUCAUAAACCCAUAAUCACCAUCAGAAUAUCGAUAUCUUUACUGUAACGGUAAUUAGAUUCAAAAUAUUAGCAAA
This is a messenger RNA of Elaeis guineensis (African oil palm), 1489 nucleotides long. Its product is annotated as guanylate kinase 2, chloroplastic/mitochondrial. Lineage: Eukaryota; Viridiplantae; Streptophyta; Magnoliopsida; Arecales; Arecaceae. Gene Ontology annotation, molecular function: GMP kinase activity. Gene Ontology annotation, cellular component: cytosol. The record is from RefSeq and is a predicted model, not a curated record. Gene Ontology annotation, biological process: purine nucleotide metabolic process.